GCAUUAUGAAUGUGCAUGGUUGUGUUGUUGUGCUGUAUUGUGAAGUGGAUCUGCUGCUGGAUGCGGAGCCUCGGUGAGGAGGAGAGCACCUCGGAUCAUCUGACGGCGCACGGCUCCUCCCAGCUCCCUCCGCUCCGCUCCACGCAAACCAGACAGCGGCUUGGCCACAACUCUCCAGCCGCGUCUCAGUGCACACGGGCUCGUCUGCGAGAGCCGGAGCCGGGAGUCGACUUAUCCAGAAGAACCCGAAGAGUCCGCUCACCUCCCGUGGUGUCCGCCUCCGCAUGAGUCAGUGAUGAGAGUGGCCGAGAGGAGCGACGGACGCGUCUCUUCAAUGUGGACCGGCGGUGCGCAGAGGUGCGCUCCAUGCUCCAGCAGCAUCAUCACCUCCAGCAGCAUCCUCCACCUCCUCUUCCUCCCUCUCCUCCUCCUCCUCCUCCGCUCCUGAGAUCAACCCAAACCCACGAGGCGCGCUGACAUCCUCCUGUGCUGAGCGAGAUGUGCUGUGGAAUGCCGAUGAUUCCUCAUCCUCCUCCAGUUCAAAUCCAAUGGCAGACGAAGACUGCGCUUCCCACCGCUCUUUUUACCACUGAGAUCACAAAGACAGAUCUUGUCCACACCUAAACCCACUUCCUAUAUUUCUUGCUUCUGUCUCUGCCAAUCUUCACUCUCAAGCCCAUCGCCAUGACUUGUUUCCUGAUAUCAGCCUUUCUUCUGGUUUUCCAGACAUAUGCUGCUCCACGUGAGCUCAUCCAGCCAGGAUAUAGCAUAACACUGGACCCCAUGGACCUUGCUUCUGGACUAUCAGCAAAUAUCACUGGAGAUGAGUCCUCAUCUCCACCUCCAGGAACAAGUAAAAGAGCCCCACAUAGUAUCAUUAUUGGGGUACGGAAAGGGGGCACAAGAGCACUGUUGGAGAUGCUCGAUAUACACCCUGAGGUUGCUGCUGCAGCCACUGAGGUGCACUUCUUUGACUGGGAUGAGAACUAUGCCAAGGGCUUUGAGUGGUACCGAGAGUUGAUGCCCUACUCUUACCCACACCAGAUCACAGUGGAGAAAACUCCUGGUUACUUCACAUCAGCCCUUGCACCGGAACGCAUCUGCGCCAUGAACUCCUCUAUAAAGCUGCUAUUGAUCUUGCGCGACCCGGCCGAGCGAGUCAUCUCUGACUACACACAGGUGUACUUCAACCGGCUGGAGAACCACAAGCCAGUGCAAGCCAUUGAGAACCUGCUAGUGCGUAAUGGAGCCCUAAAUAUCAGAUACAAGGCCAUUCAGAGGAGCCUUUAUGACGUCCAUAUGCGUAACUGGCUGCGUCACUUUCCCCUGGAACAAAUACACAUCGUAGAUGGGGACGCUCUGAUCCAUGACCCCCUGCCAGAGCUUCAGAAGGUGGAGCUCUUCCUUAAUUUGCCCCCAAGGAUAGUGUCCUCCAACUUCUACUUCAACCAGACCAAGGGGUUUUACUGUAUCCGAAGUGACGGUCGAGAGCGAUGUCUGCACGAGUCGAAGGGACGUCCUCACCCGGCUGUCAAUAGCACCAUCCUCCAGCAGCUCCGCUCCUACCUACAGGAACACAACCGAACCUUCUUCAGACUGGUGAAGCGCACCUUUGACUGGCAAUAAGAAACACAGAUCACAAAUUGGACUUAAUGAAGCCACUCCCCCCUGGGAUGAGGACAAAAAGGGGGCAUAAAGCACUUUACAGAACUGACAUUUAACAAGCCCUUGAAUAGCCUCUAUACAACUGUUGUGAUCCCUGGUUUUAUUUACACCAUAAGGCAAAAAAUGUGAAAACAGGGUAACGCUUUAGAUUACAGUCCAAAAUGUACAGUUACUCCAGAGGUAUGGUAUAGUCUUUAGUACUCACGGUGAAAGAGUACAGUACACACCAAUGCCUAUAUAUGUAGUGUUGGUACUUAAAAGAUUUGAAGCGAUGGAAUAAGGGGGUAACAACUUGCGAUCUACAAAGAACUUGUGGUACUUUGUAUCAGUGCGUACUGUACUAGUGGCCUACACUUUGGAGUAAUUAUGCUGUACAUUGUGGGGCAUAAUCUAAAGCGUAACCUAAUACUGUAACUCGAGGCGUAAAGUUAAAUGGAAGAAUCUCCAAGCUUAAUAAAUCAUUCUCUCUGUGCUGGAAGUGUUUAUGUGAUCAGCGAAAACAAGUUCACAAAACUGAUGGACUUUUUUUUUCCUCCUCUCUCUUGUUUGAUAUUCUUGUUCUUGAUAAUAAAUCGUUCUGCUUUCAAAUGUAACAGAAAA
Hippoglossus stenolepis (Pacific halibut) is the source of this 2265-nucleotide messenger RNA. RefSeq names its product heparan sulfate (glucosamine) 3-O-sulfotransferase 1-like1 (gene hs3st1l1). Gene Ontology annotation, molecular function: [heparan sulfate]-glucosamine 3-sulfotransferase activity. Bases 685 to 1626 code for a protein of 313 amino acids. The transcript has 2 exons. Lineage: Eukaryota; Metazoa; Chordata; Actinopteri; Pleuronectiformes; Pleuronectidae. The record is from RefSeq and is a predicted model, not a curated record.